Messenger RNA from Sphaeramia orbicularis (orbiculate cardinalfish), 4249 nucleotides. RefSeq names its product proteoglycan 4-like. NCBI's taxonomy places the organism in Eukaryota, Metazoa, Chordata, Actinopteri, Kurtiformes, Apogonidae. The record is from RefSeq and is a predicted model, not a curated record. Gene Ontology annotation, biological process: animal organ morphogenesis; axonogenesis; tissue development. Bases 466 to 3972 code for a protein of 1168 amino acids. The transcript has 15 exons.
GGAGAAGAAGAAGGAGAAGGAGAACAAGGAGGAGAAGGAGGAGAAGAAGAAAGGAGAAGAAGAAGCAGAAGAAGAAGCAGGAGCAGAGCAGCAGUGGUCUGGCUCAUCAGUUUGUCAGGAACAGACACUGAGGUUGUAGGUGGGCGGGGCCUCUUCACCAGUGCUGAUUGGGAACCUCUCAGUCACAAUGUUGUUACCGUGACAACCGGCUGAAGACCUCCUACAAUGUGGGAGGUGACGUCCAAAUGCAGGUGAGCACUGCCCCGCCCCCUGACCUCAUGAUGGACAUGUUUCUCCCCUGGUACCGGCCCCAGCCCCUGCCCUGGCCCCUGCCUCUUCCUCCUCCUCCUCCCGCCGCCGGUCCGCUCUCAGCCCGUUGGUGCAUUCGACGUCUGCCGGUCUCUGCUGAGCUCGGAGGCGGGGCCUGGCUGGGAGUUCUACGCCUGUCAGCCGCCGCCCGUCAACAUGAAGGAGCUGAUGCAGAUCCGAGUCGACCCCCCCGGCAUCACCUGCGGAAACCCCCCCGAACGCUUCUGCACACUGGAGAACCCCUACCUGUGCAGUGAUGAAUGCGACGCCUCCAGUCCAGACCUGUCUCACCCUCCUCAGCUGAUGGGCGACAGGGAAAGGGGCGGGCUCAUCACCUACUGGCAGACAGUCACAUGGUCCAGGUACCCUGAGCCCCUAUUGGCCAACAUCACGCUGUCGUGGAACAAGAGUCUGGAGGUGGUCGAUGACAUCAUCGUCACCUUCGAGUACGGUCGACCAACCAGCAUGGUGUUAGAGAAGUCCAUGGACAAAGGUGUCACCUGGAUGCCCUAUCAGUACUACGCUGACGACUGCAUGGAGGUCUUCGGCAUGAUGCCCAAACGAGUCUCGGAGCUGGCGCCAAGCAACUUGACCCGGGUCAUCUGCACUGAGCAGUACUCCCGCUGGGUCGGGGCCAAGGAGGAGAAGGCGGUGGUGUUUGAGGUGCGCGCUCGCUUCGGAGUGUUGGCGGGACCGAAGCUGAUCAACAUGGACGCUCUGUACACCCGCAUGGAGACCAUGAAGGGCCUGAGGGACUUCUUCACCUUCACCAACCUACGCCUGCGACUGCUCCGCCCAGCACUGGGCGGGACCUACGUCCAGACGGACAACCUGCUCAAAUACUUCUACGCCAUCUCCAACAUCGACGUCCCUGCCAGGUGUAAGUGUAACCUCCAUGCGGCCCAGUGUCUGCUUCGGGACGCCACGCUCAUGUGCGACUGCGACCACAACACGGACGGACAGGACUGCCAACGCUGCCGACCCGGGUUCAAAUCCCGCACCUGGAGACCCGGGUCGUACCUGACCCUGCCCAAAGGCACCGCCAACACCUGUGAAGCAUCAGAAACAGCAGCCACGACUCCGCCCUCUGACUUCACAUCCUCAUCAGACAACACAGGCUCCGCCCUCUCUGGAACUGGUACAAACUGGUACAAGAUUACCGGUACCCCAACUGGAGCACCACCAGCAGCACCUGUUCCGAAACCCACCGGUGACGGGACUCCAAAUGGAGAUAGUCCACCUGCUGAGUCAGGCCCAACCAGCCAGGAAGGAGACCCCCCACCCCCCCCAGGACUGGAUCCUAGUCCUCCUGAUGUCCCCUCACAAACAGAUGUUCCAAUAGAUGGCCCUCCACCUGAUUUACCUCCUCCUGAUGGUCCUCCUCCUGAUGGCCCUUCACCUGAUGAUCCUCCUCCUGAUGGUCCUCCUCCUGAUGGCCCUUCACCUGAUUCGCCUCCUCCUGAUGGUCCUCCAUCUGAUUCACCUCCUCCUGAUGGUCCUCCAUCUGAUUCACCUCCUCCUGAUGGUCCUCCUCUUGAUGGUCCUUCACCUGAUGCCCCUCCUUCUAAUUUACCUCCUCCUGAUGGUCCUCCAUCUGAUUCACCUCCUCCUGAUGGUCCUCCUCUUGAUGGUCCUUCACCUGAUGCCCCUCCUUCUAAUUUACCUCCUCCUGAUGGCCCUCCACCUGAUUCGCCUCCGCCUGAUGGCCCUCCACCUGAUUUACCUCCUCCUGAUGGUCCUCCUCCUGAUGGCCCUUCACCUGAUGGUCCUCCUCCUGAUGGCCCUUCACCUGAUUCGCCUCCUCCUGAUGUUCCUCCAUCUGAUUCACCUCCUCCUGAUGGUCCUCCAUCUGAUUCACCUCCUCCUAAUAGUCCUCCUCCUGAUUCACCUCCUGAUGGUCCUCCUCCUGAUUUACCUCCUCCUGACAUUCCUCCUCCUGAUAGUGCUUUUCCUGAUGGUCCUCCUUCUGAUUUACCUCCUCCUGAUGGCCCUCCUCCUGAUAUUCUUCCUCCUGAUGAUGCAUUUCCUGAUGGUUCUCCUCCUGAUGAUCCUCCUCUUGACGUUCCUCCUCCUGAUGGUGCUUUUCCUGAUGGUCCUCCUUCUGAUUUACCUCCUCCUGAUGGCCCACCUCCUGAUAUUCUUCCUCCUGAUGAUGCAUUUCCUGAUGGUCCUCCUCCUGAUGGUUCUCCUCUUGACGUUCCUCCUCCUGAUGAUGCAUUUCCUGAUGGUCCUCCUCCUGAUGGUCCUCCUCUUGACGUUCCUCCUCCUGAUGGUGCUUUUCCUGAUGGUCCUCCUCCUGACGUUCCUCCUCCUGAUGGUGCUCCAGACUUGCCAGUCACCAGAACUCCAGAAACUGCAGUAGAGUCGAAUGUACCUCCUCCUGACAUACCUCCUCCUGAUCUUCCUUUUCCAGAUAUACCUCCUCCUGAUGCACCUGAGGUUCCUGACAUUGCUUUUUCACCUCCUGCUGCUCCUUCCCCACCUCCUGACGCCCCUCCUCCAGCUCCUGAUGUCCCUCCUCUGGCUCCUGAUACUCCUGUAGACACCUUGACACCUUCUUUGGAGGACAUGGGAGGUAAUGCUGGGAUAGACACAAGCUCUGCCCCCACAGAUGAAACUGGUGGUCUGGCCCCUGUGGACUUCACCUUCCCUUCUCCUGAGGGUCCAAAUUCUUCUGAAGCCAGACCAAAAUCUGAGACCGCCCCUGUUGGGAAUGUAGAUGAUUCAGUUCAACCAGUUGAUGAUCCUGGAUCAGAUUCCGCUGGUCCGGGACUGGAUUCCAUUCCCACAGGAGCCAAGGAAAAAGCUCCUCCUGCACCAGAUCCUGCAGUCCUUGGUUUGGAUUCCACAGCAGGUUCUACACCGAAGGAAGGAACAUCUGCUGGAGAAGAUCCAGCUGGACCAGAGUCCGACAAGAUGAGGACCACUACAGACGAGAAGACCGAAGGACCAAGAGAAGACAAAGAAACAACAGAGGAAACGCAGAAGGAAACGAAAGAAGAAGCAAAAGAAGGAAAAGAGGAAGAGGAAAAAAACGAAAAAGGCUAUGAGAGAAAAGUGACCCAGAAGCUUCUGAUUCCAGGAGGUCCAAAGUUCAGCCAGCUGUCCAAAAUCGCCUACGUCAACUUCCAGGACUGUGAGUGUAACGGACACUCCAACCGCUGCAGCUACAUCGACUUCAUCAACGUGGUCACAUGUGUGAGCUGUAAACACAACACACGAGGACAGAGGUGCCAGUACUGUCGCCUGGGUUACUAUAGAAACGCAUCACUGCCCCUGGACGACGAGAACGUGUGUGUAGGGUGCCAGUGUGACCUUCAGGGCAGCUCGUCUCCUCACUGCUCAAACUCUGGUCUGUGUCAGUGUAAAGCCGGAUCCACAGGGAGGCGCUGCGACACCUGUUUAUCUGGAUACACCUGGAGAGAGGGAGGAGCUGGAUGCACAGCCAACGUCUGCGAUGAGGAGCGUCUGCUCUGUCAGAACGGAGGAACCUGCCUGGACUACAGCAGCUGCAUCUGCCCAGCUAACUACACAGGUUCCAGGUGUGAGCAGACCGUCUGUCUGAAGAAAGGUGGAUGCCUGGAGGACUCCAGCUCCUCUUCACCUUUGACCUCUGACCUCUACCUGCUGAGCCUCAUACUACUUGCCUCCACCUUCCGCUGACUCCGCCCACCGGUUACUGGGUGUGACCUCGUACCCACCUACAUCACAUUGUUGAAGGGACAGAACAGGUGCAGGAGGCUCCGCCCAUUCAGACUGCCAAUCAUCAUCAUCCUCAGACUUGUUGCUGUAACCAUGGAGACGAACUGUGCUGUGAAAAUAUUUAUGAUUAUGAUUUGUUUUUUUUACCUGAGUCAACUUUAGGUGUUUGACUGUUUUAUGUGUCAAAGGUCAAAGGUCAAUGGAUCAAAACCUGUUGAGAAAUAAAGAAUCACUGUUC